Dovyalis caffra is the source of this 1386-nucleotide messenger RNA. The record is from the annotation of a GenBank genome assembly. Lineage: Eukaryota; Viridiplantae; Streptophyta; Magnoliopsida; Malpighiales; Salicaceae.
AUGGAAAGAGCCGAGGAAAUGAAUACUGCAGCUACAGAUAUUAAUGUACAGAACUUCCACAUUCAAGUUGAUCAAGAGGAAAAACUUCCAUCCAUGAUCCCCUUCAAGGUUCAAGAAUCAAGCAUCCAGCUUCAAACCACAACGGUGGCGGGGCUAUUUUUCCAGAGGCUCUUUCGAGUCCUCUUCUUUGUGCACAUAGUCCUAAUCGCCAUCCUAGUGAUCUGCCUCACCAUCCGUGGCCUCCUCUCCGCACACAGCCACAAUUUUCACCCCGAGAAGUGGUAUCCACCACUCCUUACUGCAACAGUAUGCGCUGGAAUUGUGGCUUUCAUUUGGCAAUGGUUCACUCAAUUCAACCCUUCAAGAGCCCUGAGAACAUCCUUCUGGCUUAGCCCCUUGCUAACCUGCGCAGUUGGAGUGCUGUUUGUACUAAUAGGCUCUGCUGCUAGUUUAGCAAUAGGCGUAAUUGCUAUAGUUCUUGCCCUGAUUCUAUCCCUUUAUGCUUGUUGGGUGAAUCCUCGGUUCGAUUAUGCCACCAAGGUCUUAUCGGUUUCUUCUGCUUCCCCUCCUGCCAAGACUACCACAUUGGUCAAUCUCUCAAUCAUCAUAAGCACUGUGUAUUCCUGUUUCUUGGUGUCUGGGAUUGGUGGAGCCACUGCUGUUGGAACCGUAAUAGACACCUUGUUCAUUUUAGUGAUCCUGGCGAGCCUGGCAUGGAGUAUGCAAGUGAUCAGAAACACAUUGCAAGUUACAAUUGCACGCAUCAAAUACCUACAUUUUGCUUCUGGGGCAGAAAUGGACUCUCGAAUUGCUUUCCGGGACACAAACAAGUACUCAAUGGGAAGCGUGUGCAUCAGCUCAGUCCUGGUGCCGAUUAUUACCGUAAUCCGUGGUUCAGCCAGAGCAAUUGGUUUGAUUGCAGGGGGCACAGACGAGUUCAUGUUUUCCUGCGCUAGUUGUUAUGCUGCUGUUGGUGCAACACUGGUUAACUAUGGGAACCGGUGGGGUCUUGUGCAACUAGGGGUUUAUAAUAAAGGGUUUGUGCAGGCAUCCAGGGAUACAUGGGAGAUGCUCAGGAGAGCUGAGUUGGAACCUAUAAUAGACACAGAUCUGACAGGGUCUUUCUGUUUUCUAUGUGGGAUGGCAGGAGGUGCGAUAUGCACUCUGGUUGGAGGAACAUGGACUUUUGCACUUCAUAAAGAUUACGCUACAGAAGUGUCAAUUUAUGCAUUUCUGAUUGGCUACUUCAUGUGUCGGAUAGCAGUGGCAUGGCCACAAUCAUGCGUUUCAGCUUACUACGUGGCUUACGCAGAGAACCCGCAGAGCACACGGCUUGACCCAACUAUUCUAUUUCGCAUUCAAGAGUUUCAAAGAUAUGGAGCUUAA